AUGGACCCAUCAAGAAUCUCCCUCCGUCAAUUCCACCUCCCCGACGUCGACGACUUCCUAAAAUGGGCAAGCGACGAAAAAGUUACUCGUUAUCUCAGAUGGAACACCAUCACUUCCAGGGAAGAGGCCUUGUCGUAUCUCCAGAAAGUUGCUAUACCCCAAACUUAUCGUCGCUCCAUUUGUUUAGACGAUCGUUCCAUCGGAUACGUUUCGAUCAAGCCAGGAUCCGGCAAUGAUAAAAGCAGAGCUCGCCUUGGGUAUGCAGUGAGUGCAGAGUACUGGGGACAAGGGAUUGCUACAGCUACGUUGAAUAUGGCGGUUGCCAAUGCCUUCACAGAGUUCCAAGGCCUCGUAAGGGUUGAAGCUUUGGUAGAGGUAGAAAAUGUAGGGUCUCAAAGGGUGUUGGAGAAGGUUGGGUUCUUGAAAUAAGGCCUGCUAAGGAAGUAUGGGUUUUGUAAAGGAGAAAUCAGAGAUAUGAAUGUCUAUAGCAUCUUAUCCACAGAUAUGAUCAAGUGAUGUUUAUAGGCUUUCAUAAUUUUUUUGUGUUUUUUUUUAUAUUAUAUUUUGUAUCAUGUUUUAUUUAAUUUUUUCAAAUCAUAUUUAUUAAAUCUCCAAAUCUAUUUGAGUUUGGGAAAAAA
Gossypium arboreum is the source of this 638-nucleotide messenger RNA. RefSeq lists its product as uncharacterized. The transcript has a single exon. NCBI's taxonomy places the organism in Eukaryota, Viridiplantae, Streptophyta, Magnoliopsida, Malvales, Malvaceae. Gene Ontology annotation, molecular function: acyltransferase activity, transferring groups other than amino-acyl groups. The record is from RefSeq and is a predicted model, not a curated record. The coding region runs from base 1 to 429 and encodes 142 amino acids.